Molecule: messenger RNA, 668 nt
Organism: Rubroshorea leprosula
Lineage: Eukaryota; Viridiplantae; Streptophyta; Magnoliopsida; Malvales; Dipterocarpaceae
Source: the annotation of a GenBank genome assembly
GAUUCUGCUCUUCUUCUUCUUUCUUCUCGCUGCAGCUACUCGAAAGAAAAAGAAAGAGAACCCAACCAUGCCUUUGAGAAAUCAGUGAGAUAAGCUUGGUUUUCUCCUUCUUUUCUUGUUCUAAAACCAGAUUUGAGCCUUGAAAUUCUCCCUCCCUUGCUGGAAAAUCUGGAUAUGCCUUGCUCUGCUCCUCACCGUCCGGCUGCUCCUGCUUUGUGGGUGAUUUCUGGGCAUAUUUUUCUGACCCGUGAGCUCCCUGCAGCUUGCCGCCGGCUUCUCCCCCAGCCAAGCUCGGUUUUGCUUGCUAAUUUUUGGGUUUUGGCCAAUUUUGGAAGUGCAGUUACUGUUCACGGUUCCCGAUCGUUCUGUCAGUUAGUGCGUGAAUUGAGUGCUCGGUUUUAUGCAAGUGAGGAUGUGAAAUCGAGGACGGGGAAACCACGGGAAGUGAUGAGUUAGAAGGCUAGCCAUAUUGUAAUUUGAUAUGAAUUUUAGAAACAAAUCAUGAUCUUGUAUUUGGAGAUUUAUAAUAUCAGAGUAAAUUUUAAAGAUUUGAUCUUCAGAUUUUGAUGGUAUCAGAGUGUGAUAUGAUAAGUUCCGAGUCUUGUGCAUUUGUGGGACCUGUCUCACGAGUGUACGGCGUCUGUCACGUCCCCGGAUUUGAGUUCUGG